This is a messenger RNA of Notothenia coriiceps (black rockcod), 1787 nucleotides long. It is a transcript of the gene il12rb2l, whose product is annotated as interleukin 12 receptor, beta 2a, like. Gene Ontology annotation, molecular function: protein binding. NCBI's taxonomy places the organism in Eukaryota, Metazoa, Chordata, Actinopteri, Perciformes, Nototheniidae. The transcript is spliced from 12 exons. The coding region runs from base 147 to 1739 and encodes 530 amino acids. The record is from RefSeq and is a predicted model, not a curated record.
CAUCGGGAUGAGGCACCGGUGGUAAAACCUGAACAUUUUAAACUUCACAACAAACUUUGAAACAAGGUUGUAUAUGGCUGCGGUACGCACGACAGACACUCAAGCGUGUCUCAUAACGAGGCACUAAAGGUCUGGGUCCAAAUGUAAUGGCCACACUUUGGACAAGGUCGCUUCUUUCCAUGUUGUUGGCCAACCUGCUAAAUUGUCUUGCUCAAGGUCCUCCUGUUGCUCCCUCUCCUCCUGAGUGCUCUAUCCCAUGUGGUGAGAAAAACAAUUGCGUAGAUAUCCACUGUAAUCCCGGGCUGGACCCUCGGAACUCCACAGAGUACAGCCUGCACUGGGAGCCAGCAGAUAGCGAGGAGAGGCAGGGGAUCAGUGCUAACACUUCGGAUUGGAUUAUCUAUCGCGAACAAUACAACCACGGGAAACUUCGUGUUUGGGUCCAGGCUAAGAACCAGUAUGGUUCUGCUAAAUCUCCAUACUCAAUACUCAAUACUGAAAAUAUCCGCAAGCUGCCCCCUCCAAAAGUUGCAUCGCAUCAAGAGUCCUUCAAAAUUGACUGGACUUUCACCUGUGAUGAGCAGCUCUCUUUGAGACAUUGUGAUGUCCGAUAUCGGACCGAGGCAGAACAAGACUGGCAUGAGGAUGAGGAUGAGAAUGAUCUCAGCUAUACAAUGGACGAUCCCCAGCCCAGCACUGUCUAUGAACUUCAAGUUUGUUGUUCCUGUGGCAAAGGCUUGAAGAGCGACUGGAGUGCAAUCCAGAGAUUACGAAGCACAGAGACCGCCCCUGUUGGAGUGCUGGAUCUAUGGCAGGACUGUGGCAUAACUCAGCAAGGCUCUGUCUGUGCUUUGACCUGGAAGAAACUUCCUCCGACUUGUGGUCUAAUUCUGGGAUAUGAAGCCAGACUGUCUUACAACGGCACUCUGGUGUUCCUGAAUGUGUCUACAGCUGAGCCAAAGGGCUUAUUGGUGUGUGAGGAGAUACAAUGCCACCUCACGUCCUCUCUAAAGGACGUAUCCUCAGUCAGUGUAUCUGCCUACAAUGCUCAGGGGGCCACGGUGCCGUCUUACCUCACUUUGCCGAUACCAGGUAAAGAGAAAACAUAUCAAGCUAUUCACGUUGAGAUGAAUGAAGAGAAUCUCACUGUAUCCUGGGAUUCACCCUCUCAGCCCUCAGACAACCUGAAGGAACAUGUGGUGCAAUACAAACAAGCUGGCUGUCCUCCAGGCCAAGGAUUUGAUUGGGUCAAAGCUACCACAAACCAAACAACAGCCCUUUUUAAAGGUCAAUAUAAAAAGUACACCCCGUACCAAGUGUCACUGUUCACUUUAUCACAUGGCAGUGAAGUCCAUCACAUUUCAUCCGUUAUUCGAUAUUCACUUGAAGGAUCCCCCUCCGCAGUGCCAUCAUUUAAGGUGUUCUCGAUUGCUGCCACUCAAGUGACCUUGUUUUGGGAGUCUGUUCCUCUAUCCAAACAGCGUGGGGUGAUCCUGCACUACCAAAUAUUUGUAUACAGUGGAGUACACAUACAAACCGUGCACAAUGCGAGUGCAUCUCCACAGCAUAAAAAUACUUAUAAGCUGGAGAAUCUCACUCCAGAGCAGGACUAUGAGGUGCGAAUAAGAGCCGUGACGGCAGCCGGGCCCGGAGCAAAUGCCACCGCAAAGUUCAAAACAAAACACCGUGAAGAUUACGGUAUUGCUUCACAUCUCAAUUAUUUUUAUUUUUUAAUGUGAUUAGCCAUUUUGAGAGGUGUCAUUUGAUUAUUCUUAAACCAUAACAGG